UAAAUCACAUAUUACGGUGGGAUCGACAUAGAUACCCCUCAGUUGGGGGCUGUGGUGAGGAUUGCAUUAGUUUGCAGAUCUGGUGGGGAACAUGACUUACGUGGCUGGGCUGAACAAUUGUCAAUCCCGAAAAGAUGAGGUGACACCCCGCUUCGACCGGCUGAAAGAUGCUGAUGGGUUUCAGCAGUAUCACUAAUUCUCAAUUGACAGAGGCAGACCUUAAGAAUGAGUCCCACUGACCGGAUAUGGACUCCACCUACACAUAUAAUCUCGUCCCUCGAUCCAUGCCUUCUACCUCUGCACCUAAAAAACUAUAAACACUUAGUGAAUUGACCUAAGUCCCUUUCAUAAAUCUAUACUCAAUAUGUCCGGUGUCGCUGCCGUCAAAACCCCUUCCCAUGAUGACAUCCAAGUCUUCUUCACGACGACCAAGUCCAGCCUCGGCCUAGACAUCAGAAAGACAAUUCACCAGGGAGAAAACUUUACAAAGCAUUUCAAACCAACCGAUGGAGAACCAACGGGCAACGUUCUGGGCACAUCCGACAUCGCCGUUUCUACCUACUCGGGCAUCCAGUUCGUCGUGGGAAUUACAGGAAACUCUGCUGCCCCGGGCAAUGCAGGAGGCGCAGGUGCUCCAACCACUGACAACAACAUCGCCAUCUUGAGUCCGAUCAAUCAAACUAUUGCCAGAGUUGAAGAUAAUAACACGCGAAUCACUUCUUGUUCCAACGGCACUAAAUCGUCUGUCUUUUUCCUUGGCAAUGAUCCAAAUAACACGACGGUUGGCCAGUUACGGGAAUACGAUUUCGACACCAAGAAGGUGGAUACCAUUCGGCGCGUUGGAAACAUAGUCAAGGGGUCGGGUCUAGCCAGCUACUACACGAAAGACGACCGUCUAGUGGUUUACCAGGAUAUAGAAGGCGCUCUUCGUGAAUACUCGUCAAAGAUAACAAACAAUUUGGUCAUAGACAACACGAAGAACAGUGGAGCGAGAACUCCGCUGGCGGUGGCGUAUGACUCUCAGUUUAACAAGACAUAUGUAUACUAUUCCGAUAAGGAAGGUGACGUGUAUUUCGUUGUGAAGGAUCAAGGUAACUGGAAGCAACCCUCUAGACUGCCUAACAACCUUAAUAUUCCCGAUGGUCAUCAGAUAACUGUUGCUCGAUCGGACAACCUCAACCAUCUCUUCUGGGUGUCGGCACGCUUGAGGGUAGAGCAUUGGAGACACAAUGCCGACCAAGCUAGUGAAGGCAGUUAGUUAUAUAGCUAUUAGCUUGGUUGGCUCUUUUUUCAUCUCAGAUACUAAGUCCAUGAUUUUG
Messenger RNA from Aspergillus glaucus CBS 516.65, 1319 nucleotides. RefSeq lists its product as uncharacterized. The record is from RefSeq and is a predicted model, not a curated record. The coding region runs from base 365 to 1258 and encodes 297 amino acids. Lineage: Eukaryota; Fungi; Ascomycota; Eurotiomycetes; Eurotiales; Aspergillaceae. The transcript is spliced from 3 exons.